CGGCGCGGGCGCCGCGUGUUGCUGAUUGCGAUGCUGUGUGUGGGCGCCGCGCGCCGCCUGUUGCGGCCCCGCGGGGACCCGCUGCUGCUGCUGCUCCCCGCGCGCGGCGCCGCCCGCGCCUCCAACCCCCUGGUGUUCCUGGAGGUGGGCGCCGACAACCAGCCGCUGGGCCGCGUCGUGCUGGAGCUGAAAGCUGAUGUGGUGCCAAAGACAGCAGAAAACUUUAGAGCUCUUUGUACGGGUGAAAAGGGAUUUGGGUAUAAAGGAUCCACUUUUCACAGAGUAAUUCCUUCAUUUAUGUGCCAGGGUGGUGAUUUUACAAAUCAUAAUGGAACUGGUGGAAAAUCCAUUUAUGGCAAUAGAUUUCCGGAUGAAAAUUUCAUACUUAAGCAUGAAGGACCUGGUGUUCUUUCAAUGGCCAAUGCAGGACCCAAUACAAAUGGAUCUCAGUUCUUCAUCUGCACCACAAAAACUGACUGGCUAGAUGGAAAACAUGUUGUUUUUGGGCACGUAAAGGAAGGAAUGGAUGUCGUGAAAAAAAUUGAGAGCUUUGGUUCGAAGAGUGGAAAGCCCUCCAAAAAGAUUGUCAUUACUGACUGUGGCCAGCUGUCCUAGCCUUUUGCCCUGCCAGUCAGGACAACCUCAAUGCUGUGAAAAUGAAUCAUAACAAACCCCAAACAUUUCUGAUUCAAUGAGUAGCACCUACAGAGCCAUAUUUUCUACUUAACUCUGUCAUGUUUUUAUAUAUAUAUUGAAUAAUCUUGAUUAAAAGCGUAAAACAAUAACUGAAGGAUGUUUUAACUGAGCUGCCUUGGUAGUCAUGCUGUCUCACAGCUUUGGAAGAGUUCCAUUACAGUUUGAAUGAAAUAGUAUGGUCACCCAGAGCCUAUCUUAACUGCAGCUUUGAUGCUGAUCUCCAUGAGUGGAUGCUUCCGGUGUUAGAAUCGGUGGUAGUGUUGACAACUGAGUUGUUUUGUAGUGGGGAAGUUGUAAAUUGAGAAAUACCAUCUUUCCUUUGGUCCUAAUAACCACUGAUUCUGUUGUCUCAUCCUUUUGAAAAAAAUUAUACUAACCAAUGUUCUCAAAGCUGUUUGCAGCAAGGCUGUAUGGCAUUUUUUUGUGUCUCAAUUUAAGUCUAUCCAAUAGGAUCAUUGUGUACUUGUGGGGGGGUUUAAAAUUAAUCCCUUUUUAAUAAUUAUUUUUCUAGUCUCAGACCACUGUUUAAAUGUGAAUGUUAUCUUACUGGCUUCAGUGGAGCAAUUUGACUUUUGGGUGAGGUGAACUCCUUCAGAUUGAGUUACUAGAGUUCCACCUGGGCAAUGAGACCAGAAACGAGCUGAAAUAUUGUGAGACGUUUUUACUUUGCAACUGUGAACUUGGGAGUACUGUUCUGUGAGGAAUACAGUGUGAUUCUCAGUAGCCUGUUUUUGUACAUUGAGAAUAUAAUUGGAAUAGAGUGAACUUGCUUGAGUGAGAAACAGGUUUCAUUGCGCUUUUGGUCUGGUUAGUCCUGCAAAGUCAGCCCACCUUGGGUCUUACUUGGAUUACCUUUUCUUCUUCUGCAUUAUCAGCAGAAGUGAAAAUGGGUCACUAUGAAAUCACAAGGCCUAAUUGGUGCAGGAAUAUCCUUCUUGGGGUUGAUACACAAGAAGGGAAAAAUUCAGCUGGUUAGAUAAACACAUUUUGUUUGUGUAAAUGUUUGGAGUGCUUUAGCAGAGACAAAUGUUGGAACUUCACAAAAUCACUUUUUAGAAUCACUAAAGCUGUAAAGUAUUACUGCAUGAGAGGAAAAAGCACUUAACUGUUUGUGUGCAGUGAUCUUGUUGCUCAAGAGAAAAAAUGUGAUGGCUCUCCUCAAAUGUGAAUUUACUUCUAUUGCAUUUGGAUAAAUGUGGGUUUAAAACUAUUUUGCACUGGCUGUUUUUCCACUCAGGGCUGCAUUCUUGUGUGUACUUGGUAGCAUUCAGAGUGUAAUUUUGCAGAAAACGUAAUUGCAAAGCUUUUUAUUUUCACUAGAGCUGUUUCAUCUUUCUUUGUAGUAUUUUUGAAGUAAUAGUUCGUGCUAGUUUGGCUUAUGUUAAUUUGAUGGAAUAAUUUGUGUGUGUGUUCUUUUAAUUUGUAUAUGAGAAAUAAUUAAAUACAGUUAUACAGCAGAAAAAGCCUAUU
Cuculus canorus (common cuckoo) is the source of this 2166-nucleotide messenger RNA. It is a transcript of the gene PPIF, whose product is annotated as peptidylprolyl isomerase F. Gene Ontology annotation, biological process: protein peptidyl-prolyl isomerization; protein folding; regulation of mitochondrial membrane permeability involved in programmed necrotic cell death. Gene Ontology annotation, molecular function: peptidyl-prolyl cis-trans isomerase activity. The coding region runs from base 31 to 615 and encodes 194 amino acids. NCBI's taxonomy places the organism in Eukaryota, Metazoa, Chordata, Aves, Cuculiformes, Cuculidae. Gene Ontology annotation, cellular component: mitochondrion. The record is from RefSeq and is a predicted model, not a curated record. The transcript has 6 exons.